CAAGUUGAGGAUAAAAUGUGGAUAGGUGACUCUUUAGCGGCUUUUGUACAAAAAUCCCGAAAGAAGAGAGACCGGCUUCUCUUUGAAACACUUGUAGAAAGCGAACGAGGCGAGCUUGUGACACUUUGGGUUUAUGAGAGGAGGCUCCCGGCGUCCGUCAUCCCCACUGCACCUGAGCUGUGAAGCCUCCAGAGAGGAUUUCUGAUUCUUCUGGCCGCUGAAGUUAUCACAGUCAAAUAUUUAUCAGGAUCUCCAGAUUUGGGCUCUUCUCCGGUUCAUAAAAAAAAGAAUAGAAAACUCUCUUCCUCCCAACUCAUCCCACUGAAGUUUUCGACGAUAACCGGCAUCGCCAGGAUUUCCAAGGAUGUGGCGAGUAUCCCGGCACUGGCUGAGGGGCGUGUCCCUGUUCCUGAUGCUGCGCUCCACCAUAUCCAUGGUGAUGCUCAACAACUCCACGGGCUUGAGGCAGAUACUUGACAAGUAUCUGGAUGAGGAUGGGGACUGGUGGCAGGCCAAGCAGAGGGGGAAGAGAGCCAUUACAGACAGUGACGCUCAGCUGAUCCUAGACCUCCACAACAAGCUCAGAGGCCAGGUUUACCCCCCCGCUUCCAACAUGGAGUACAUGGUGUGGGACACAGAGUUGGAACGUACAGCUGAAGAAUGGGCAGAGACCUGCCUGUGGGAGCAUGGCCCCGCCGGCUUGCUGCCACAGAUCGGCCAGAACCUUGGCGCACACUGGGGAAGGUACCGUCCACCUACGUUCCAUGUGCAGGCCUGGUAUGAUGAAGUUAAAGACUACUCGUUCCCCUACCCUCAGGAGUGUAACCCCUACUGUCUAUUCAGAUGCUCCGGCCCAGUUUGUACACAUUACACACAGGUGCCUACUCUGGUUUGGGCCACCAGCAGCCGGAUUGGCUGUGCCAUCAACUUGUGUUACAACAUGAAUGUAUGGGGACAGAUUUGGGCCAAAGCUGUAUACCUGGUUUGCAACUAUUCACCAAAGGGAAACUGGUGGGGUCACGCACCUUACAAACAUGGGACUCCAUGCUCUGCAUGUCCCCCGAGCUAUGGAGGAGGCUGCAAGGACAACCUCUGCUACAAAGAUGACAGAUCCAACGUUCUGCAAGAGGAAACAGAAGAAAAUAACUUUAUUGAGCCAGCGCCCCCUCGUUCCACAAAACCUCGGCCUCGGGCCUCCAAACCUGCACCUUCCAGCCUCCCGUCCCCCACCAAGCCCCCCACAGAGGACCUGGAGAAGAAUGAAGUGGUCAACACACAGCAGAUGUCUCAGCUAGUGACCUGUGACACUAAGCUCCGGGAUCUUUGUAAAGGGACACCAUGUAAUAGGUAUGAGUGUCCGGCCGGAUGCUUGGGCGCUAUUGGAAAAGUAGUUGGGACCGUAUACUAUGAAAUGCAAUCAAGUAUAUGCAGAGCCGGUCUGCACGCUGGUGUCAUAGAUAACGAUGGAGGAUGGAUGGAUGUAACAAGACAAGGCAGAAAGGACUUUUUCAUCAAAUCCAGCAAGAAUGGCGUGCAGUCAUUGGGAAAAUAUCAAAGUGCUAAUUCCUUCACAGUUUCCAGAGUGGCAGUUAAAGCCAUCACGUGUGGCGAUAGGGUUGCACAGCUGUGUCCAUAUGAAAAGCCUUCAAGACACUGUCCAAGGUUUUACUGUCCAGCAAACUGUUUAGGGGAGAAUCCUCACAUUGCCAGGGUAAUUGGAACAAGAAUAUACUCUGAUAGGUCCAGCAUAUGCCGAGCAGCAGUCCACGCUGGAGUCAUCAAGAAUGAUGUGGGAGGUUACAUUGAUGUGAUGCCAAUGGACAAGCGGAGACACUACCCUGCUUCAUACCAAAAUGGCAUUUUCUCAGAGAGCCUUCAAAACCCCCCCGGAGGGAAGGCGUUCCGGGUCUUUGCUGUCAUUUGAGCACACCGGCGGGUGGUUUCAACAGAAAACGAAGCACACUUGAGGCUGUUGAAUAGGCUGUAAUCAAGCCCCGUUGUCAAACUUGGUGACUGAAAUGUCUCUACUACAAUUUAGAGGUUACAUGUCGUCACCACGGCAGCAUAAACCCAACAACAAAAUCAUAUGCAAUGAGAACCUGCCUGUCCUCUCCCUGGAGGAAUGUUUCUUUCAGCUUUUGUGGGAUAUUCCACAAACUGUAAUUAUUUCCUGUUGAGUUGCUGUACAUAUUUGUUAAUAGGUUUUCUGUUCUGUUUGUGUUUUUUUUACCUUUGUGCCAUUGUCUUGCCUUUUAAACUAAUAUCUUUGUAUGAAUAUUGAUUAUAGGAAUCCUACAUUAUAAGUGCACUUAAAAAUUAAUAUCAUUAUAUUUUAUAAAGUCUGGCACAUUCCCAUUGGUGCUGUGGAAAGGCUUUUUGCCAUAUUUUGUACUUUUUGUAAUGACGGAAGAAAAACAUAUUACAUUUAUUUUUGUAUGAUUAUACUUUAUGUCAGUAUGUAUUGUAAUUGGGUGCUGCUAUAUAUAUUAUGUGUUGUAAUUUCCUUACUGAUGGGUUUUGUUUUCUAUUUUCCAAAAUAAUGUGGUUGAGCUUAAACUCCCUGCUGGUCAGGAAGUACACUCACCCAUCAGAGAGGUCAUUCCCUAAACAAAACCUUUGCAUUUAAUUUCACAGGAUGUCGCUAUUCCAAAGAUAUAUUCAGAUUAUUAUUUUUCUUUUAUCUGGGUAAACAGAAGUGUGAGCAACUGUGUACUUUGUUCCAAAGGUAAAGCAACUACCAGACUUUGUUGAAAACACAGAUGUUAUGAUGGGAAGUUAACUGUAUUGUUACAUCACAUUAUAUUAUGACCUUCAUUUUCCUACUUUGGGUUGUAAAGAAAGAUCCUCUGUACAAUAAAAGAAGACAGAUCAUA
Molecule: messenger RNA, 2873 nt
Organism: Menidia menidia (Atlantic silverside)
Lineage: Eukaryota; Metazoa; Chordata; Actinopteri; Atheriniformes; Atherinopsidae
Source: the annotation of a GenBank genome assembly